Molecule: messenger RNA, 1284 nt
Organism: Ambispora gerdemannii
Lineage: Eukaryota; Fungi; Glomeromycota; Glomeromycetes; Archaeosporales; Ambisporaceae
Source: the annotation of a GenBank genome assembly
AUGGAUGAAGAAUAUGAUGUUAUCGUGCUUGGUACUGGUUUAACAGAGUGUAUUCUCUCGGGUUUGUUGUCUGUUGAAGGAAAGAAAGUCCUUCAUAUGGAUAGGAACGAUUACUAUGGUGGUGAGUCUGCGAGUUUGAAUUUGACACAGCUUUACCGUAAAUUCCGGCCAAAUCAGGAACCACCCAAAGAACUAGGUGCUGAUCGAGAUUUCAACAUCGAUCUAAUUCCAAAGUUCAUGAUGGCCAACGGCGAGCUCGUCAACAUUCUUACCCAUACUGAGGUGACACGUUACCUCGAGUUCAAGCAGAUAUCUGGGUCGUUUGUUUAUCGUGAUGAGAAAAUUUCCAAAGUCCCAGCCAGUGAAAUGGAGGCAGUGAGAAGUCCGUUGAUGGGGUUAUUUGAAAAGCGAAGGGCAAAAAAAUUCUUUGAGUACAUGCAAAAUUGGCGUGAGGAUGAUCCAUCUACUCAUAAAGGUUUUGACAUUAAUACCGGCACAAUGGCAGAGCUUUACGAGAAAUUCAGUCUUGAACCUGGUACCCAGGAUUUUAUUGGUCACGCAAUGGCCUUGCACUUGGAUGAGAGUUACCUCGAGAGAUACGCACGUGAAAGCUAUGAAAGAAUUAUAUUAUAUUUUACAUCUGUUGCACGAUACGGCAAAAGUCCUUAUAUUUACCCAUUAUAUGGUCUGGGAGAAUUGCCACAAGGAUUCGCACGUUUGAGUGCUAUUUAUGGUGGAACAUACAUGUUAGAUAAAAAAGUAGACGAAAUUGUCUAUGAUGCUAGUGGCCGUGUUAUCGGUGUUCGUUCUGAUGACGAGAUUGCCAAAACCAAACAAGUAAUUGGUGAUCCAUCCUACUUUCCCACCAAAGCGCGCAAAGUUGGAAAAGUCGUUCGUGCCAUUUGUUUCCUAAAGAGUCCAAUACCGAACACUGAUGAUGCUGAUUCGGUUCAGUUGAUUAUUCCGCAGAAUCAAGUUAAUAGAAAACAUGGUUUAGUACUUGCAAUUGUCUCGACGAUCGUUGAAACCGAUAAUCCCGAAAACGAAAUUGAACCCGGAUUAAAACUGUUGGGACCUAUUGUCGACAAAUUUGUCGCAGUCUCUGACCUAGAAGAACCGAUCGAGGAUGGAACAAAAGACAAUGUAUUCAUCUCGCGCUCCUAUGAUGCCACAUCUCAUUUUGGAACUGUGUGUGAUGAUGUCAAAGACAUUUAUCGUCGAGUCACCGGCAAAAAUCUAGUUCUUAAACAGAGAGCUAAAACAGAAGACGAAAAUACUUCAUAA